AUGAGCGGCGCUACGAUUGUCAUGGCACCUGCCAUGGAACACACUUCUGGCAUGACCAGGUCGAAUUCAACACCGGAAUUAAUGGCCUUAUCUUCAUGGCAAUUCAAUGGGCAGAAGCCAACUCCCGACUCCUCCUUCGAUGUCCCGUCUUUCGAUAGCGAACUCGAUCUUGAUAUGACCUUGAAAAUCAACGACAUUACGAAAAGCUCGCCAAAACCCCGAUCACAAAAGCAGACGGUUGCGGUGGCUCCGGCGGGCGACAAGGAGCCUUUGCGCCGCAUGAGGGCAGGGUCUCUGGUCGACCAAUCCAGACGCUGGUUUCCGAGCUCUAAAUCAGCCAAGGAGUCAGCCGCUGACCGACCGACCACAUCAUCAGGCGAUCGCAGCCUUGAGUUGAAGCGACCUGGAUCCUCGGGACGGAUGAUGGGCAAAGUUGAGGCUGGAUUAUCUCUUUCAAAGCGAUCUUGGUCAUUCGGGCCUAAGCGUUCCGCCGCCAUGGAGGUCGUGGCCGAGACGCCUCCUCCGCUCCCUACCAAGGCAUCGGAAAUACCCAGAGGACCUGAACUCACUCUUGAUCCGCAGAUUGUUUCAAUCCAACAAUUGGAGCCAGCCCGGCCUCCUGCUCGAUCCUUCUCUCGGGCUACCAGCUAUUUUAGCAAGAUGAAGCAAAAAACCCUCGGGAAUGCGGCCGAUUCGGACAGCAGCUCAGCUACCUCUGCUGCAAGCGCCUCGAAUGCCGUCAACGAUACUCGGUUUUCGCAGUCCACAUCAUGUGAGAGCAGUACCAGGGCAGCUAGCGAGGAACAAACCGAAAUACCACAUCAGAAUGCAGACCCCCUGUGGUCUUCCUUCAAGUCGAUGGAGAUCGAAUUUAAGACUUUCACCACUAAUUCGAUACCGAAGCGAAUGGCAACUGUGCAGGGGGCGCUUCUCCCUUUCUUGCGGACGACUGCCAACCACCCUUCAACGAAGAAACUUUCCCCGGAGGACGUCGACCGCAGAGCGCAGGUUUUGAACUUGUGGUGGAAAGAAAUCCUAGAAAUGCUCAGCGGAACAAGUUCAGUGACGGUGCCAGGAGUGGAAAGGCCACCACUGUUUGACAUUUUGGUUCUGAUUAUGACUCGCCAUGAAUGGAGACAGACGACAAGCUCCUUCUUGCCGUUAGCCGAGAGAGAACUCCGUGGGGGACAGAAUCGCUCGCCUGCGACAGAGGUCUCGGACUCAAAUGACAGUGUUGAUGAGGCCACACUCUUGGCAGAGACCGCGGAGCAUAAUGUUCGCACCAUGUUUGUCUCAAACCUUGUCAAACAGCUCACAUUUGUGAUUGAUAAGCUCUCUACACGCAAUACGCCAUCGACUCUGCUGCGAUUCGCGGGAACGACAUUUGCUUAUGCCAGUUUCUUUGUUUCAGGAGUGGCUGAUAUACUAUUCAGGCUUUUGGCUCUGAGCCAGGAGCUUAUUAGACGGACGGCGGAUGCCCUUGGCCUCCCUCGUAUGUCAGAGUGCAUGAGUGAUGGUAUUGUGGACAACUUCCCCCCUGCGCUUCACGGUCUGGGCUGGAGAUCACAACAAGAAACAUGGAAUUUUCUUAGGCAAACACCUGCACCACCGAUGAUUAUUGCUCGCGUCCCCUGGGCGGGGCAAUGGAUGAUGCGAUGGAAAGCAAAGGAUACGGAUCUGUUUUUCACCUUUUGCAAGCAGUUCCACUUGCUGUCCAAUGAGUUUCUCCCGGCUGACCUUCCCUUGAACGAGAGGGCAAUGUCCCCUGGCUUCGUCAUUGUCCAGGCACGUCUCUUGUCUGCAAUGGAUGCUACGGUGCAUCGUGUGUCGACUAUGCCAUGUGCGACUCAACCUGGUGGCAUGGACGGCCUUGGGUCUGAUGCUGCCAUGUCAAUGCCACUCUCACCCACGGACAUGGCUAAGGGUAUGUCGGAGAACAAGUUGGUCGUCCUGCUAAAAUCAUACCUUUUGGAAAAUGCAGCGGUGUCCUCAAGUGGCAAGGACACAUUCGCCGACAUGUACUCGCGCCUUUUCCAAGCUUCGGUUCGCCGGACGUCUCUUUAUAACGGACCCGCCUGCUUCACCCUAUGCGACUUGAUGGAGGAAGUAUUUAUUGUGAUCGAUCAGUUUGAGACCCAAGCCAAAUCGGACAAACACAUCGACUGGGAUUUUUGGCUAGAGGUUUACAAGAAAAUGUUACGUUCCUGGAACACGGUGACUGAGGUUCGCGUAAUCUCUUCGGUCUACUCUCUUUGGGAUAUCCUGGCGAAGAAUCCAGCUCGAAAAAGCCUCUUCUGCUUGGAUUGGCUCCUCACGGAGGAGGUUUUCAGUGCGUUCUUUAACCACUGGUGCCCCAUGGUGCGUGCUUACUAUCAUCGCCUGCUCUGCUGGAGAAUAUGCCGAUGUGUGGGCCAAGCUGAUGAAGUUGACACAUCAAUUUAUUUCACGGUUACAAGAAGACUUAAAACAUCAUUGGCACACUAUCUCUUUUUGAAACAGACUGCAGAGGCUGAAGGCCGUUUUCCUCCAUCUUCUGCGCCAAUUGUACCGACACCUGGCAAAAGAUUUAUGAUUCUUCGCCAAGAACUAAACCAGCCACAGCCUGGUUUGUUUGUCAACUUUGACAGUUUUGCAAAGGGACCUAUUGUCACUGAAUCGUCACUGAAUGAAAGUGCCAGCGCCGUAGAUUCCGCUUUGCUCAAGAACGAUUCAAAGAAGAAAUGGAGCAUUUUCGGAAAGGUCUUCUCUAUGGGAGCCGGGUCCGCGUCGACGAAAGCCCAGUCGGGGUCUUCGGAAGAUGAAUUGACCACUGUUCGUCGCAACACAGCAGAAUCGAGGACCAGGCAGCCACUGCCUCCAAAGAUCACUAUCCCAUCACGAACGAGUGAAUCAGACUCCACCUGCUCCUCACCAUUGAUCGAUGAGCAGAAAUACAUCUUCAGAUUUAUUCUCAGCUUCCAGGGGCCUCAACCUCCCGCACGAGAUCGUGUUUUGGGGUUGCCCCGCCUCCCUGCCCCGGCCCAGGCCAUUACAGAACCUCGCAGCCGAUCUACGAGCCCACACACGUUGACGGCCGAGAUAAUACCCGUCUCUAAGUCUGGGAGUGUUUCCUCUAAACCCAACAGCGUAUCUACCUCUGAAACUGAGAGUUUGUCUUGCUCCGAGGAUGAGAGCGUGUCGUCAGCUGAAGAGAAUGGCGAAACACCAAAGGCUGAAGGCGAGCCGGUGGCCGCAAAGGAGACCACGCAUUUGGCACCCGCGGAUAACGGCCCAGAACCCAAAACCGAACCCACGAAACCAGUGGGAUUUUACAAACAAAACGCAAUCUACACCGGCAGGGCUUUGGCGGAAUGGGCGGUGGUGGUCAUGGAGUGUAAUAGCUUCGUACUCCGUCGCCGUGAAGAGGGAAUCCCGACACUGAAAGCUGUUGAGAUUCCUACGCUAGGUAUCGAUGGCUUCCGAAGACAGGGCUUUUAG
This is a messenger RNA of Clonostachys rhizophaga, 3477 nucleotides long. NCBI's taxonomy places the organism in Eukaryota, Fungi, Ascomycota, Sordariomycetes, Hypocreales, Bionectriaceae. The record is from the annotation of a GenBank genome assembly.